AUGGCGGGGAAUUUUUCCUGCGGGGACGGGGAUGGGGGACAAAAUUCCCCCGAAGCAGUUAGGGGACCAAAACAGUCAAUAUUAAAAACAGUGCAACAAUCAUCAGGUUCUACAGGAACGGGAAGGCCAACGGAUUCACUUUUGGUUGGAAACUUCACAUUUAGUCAAGAGGCAGCACGACGAGCACUCACAAAAUGGGUUAUUAGGGAUGAACACCCUAUGUCAUUUGUUGAGCAAGUGGGUUUUUAUGAGUUUAUAGCCGAGACUCAACCUUUGUUCAAAUUUUAUACAAGAAAUACAUUGAGAAAUGAUAUUGAGAAGAUGUAUGAAGCUGAAAAGGCAAAGCUUCUAAAAUUGUUGGGAAAAAAUUCAAGCCGCAUUGCUAUAACUACUGACAUGUGGAGUGCUGAUUGUCAAAACAAAGGCUAUAUGGCGAUUACGGCUCACUUUAUAGGAGAAAGCUUGCACUUGAUUGUAGAACUAGAUGGAAUUCAACUUAUCUAA
This is a messenger RNA of Arachis duranensis, 504 nucleotides long. RefSeq lists its product as uncharacterized. The transcript is spliced from 2 exons. Bases 1 to 504 code for a protein of 167 amino acids. NCBI's taxonomy places the organism in Eukaryota, Viridiplantae, Streptophyta, Magnoliopsida, Fabales, Fabaceae. The record is from RefSeq and is a predicted model, not a curated record.